This is a messenger RNA of Trichoplusia ni (cabbage looper), 540 nucleotides long. Its product is annotated as immediate early response 3-interacting protein 1. Bases 109 to 354 code for a protein of 81 amino acids. Lineage: Eukaryota; Metazoa; Arthropoda; Insecta; Lepidoptera; Noctuidae. Gene Ontology annotation, cellular component: endoplasmic reticulum membrane; COPII-coated ER to Golgi transport vesicle; Golgi membrane. The transcript has 3 exons. Gene Ontology annotation, biological process: endoplasmic reticulum to Golgi vesicle-mediated transport. The record is from RefSeq and is a predicted model, not a curated record.
UCACUUGUCAAUGCCAAACGUUGAGUUAACAGUGUCAACUGUCACAACAAAUACCGACGAUUAUUUUCAAUAUUUUUUAACUUCUUAGAUUAAUUUAAAUUGUUCAAUAUGCUAACGUUAUGGAAUUUGUUUGAGGCUUCGUUACUUUGUCUGAAUGCUGUCUGCGUGUUACACGAGGAAAGAUUUAUGCAAAAGAUGGGAUGGGGAUCCAAUAAUCAGAACCAAGGAUUUGAAGAUCAAUCUACAGUGAAAUUCCAAAUUUUAAACUUGGUCAGAUCUAUAAGGACGGUUACAAGAAUUCCAUUAAUCAUCUUGAACAUAUUAACAAUAAUAUUUAAAUUAUUAUUGGGAUAGUAGGAUUAUAUUGAAGAUGUUUAGGAGUUUAAGAAAAUAAAAACAUUACAACAGUUUUUCAACAAGAACAACUAAUCAAAGAUAACUGGACAUGAUCCCUGAACAAGUGUUUGGUAAAAAAUAUUAUUAACAUGGUUCCAUACCAACUUAUAAUGUUUAAUAUAAUGUCUUUGCUACUUUAAAUAA